Messenger RNA from Phaethon lepturus (White-tailed tropicbird), 707 nucleotides. It is a transcript of the gene NAA20, whose product is annotated as N(alpha)-acetyltransferase 20, NatB catalytic subunit. Gene Ontology annotation, molecular function: protein-N-terminal amino-acid acetyltransferase activity. The transcript has 4 exons. Gene Ontology annotation, cellular component: NatB complex. Lineage: Eukaryota; Metazoa; Chordata; Aves; Phaethontiformes; Phaethontidae. The record is from RefSeq and is a predicted model, not a curated record. Gene Ontology annotation, biological process: N-terminal peptidyl-methionine acetylation. Bases 98 to 475 code for a protein of 125 amino acids.
UAACCCCGCGCCGCAGUACGGGAUACCCUUCUACCUGCAGUACCUGGCCCACUGGCCCGAGUAUUUCAUUGUCGCCGAGGCGCCCGGCGGGGAGCUGAUGGGUUACAUAAUGGGUAAAGCGGAAGGCUCUGUGGCUAGGGAAGAAUGGCAUGGACAUGUUACUGCUCUCUCUGUUGCACCAGAAUUUCGACGGCUGGGUUUGGCUGCUAAAUUGAUGGAACUAUUGGAAGAAAUUUCAGAAAAAAAGGGUGGAUUUUUCGUCGAUCUCUUUGUGAGAGUAUCAAAUCAGGUUGCAGUAAAUAUGUAUAAGCAACUAGGCUACAGUGUGUACCGGACAGUAUUAGAGUACUACUCUGCUAGCAAUGGAGAGCCAGAUGAAGAUGCUUACGAUAUGAGAAAAGCUCUUUCCAGAGAUACAGAGAAGAAAUCAAUUAUACCUCUGCCUCAUCCUGUGAGACCAGAAGACAUUGAGUAACUGUAAGCUGUGAUUCUUGGGCAACUUGCUAAGAGUGUCAGGUUCCUUCUCCCCCAUCCCCCGGAUGAGAAAUCUUAGGCUCAGUGUUUUUCCCCAUGAAAUACCAAAAAGCAAUAUUGAGAAGCUUAUUAAUGCUGCUUCUGUUGGCAGUGGCUGCAUAUGCCUGCACUUAGACCACUAUUUUUCCUUUCAAAUAUUGGAAAUUCAGAGACUAUUAAAGUGGAAUUAGCUC